Messenger RNA from Echinops telfairi (small Madagascar hedgehog), 4575 nucleotides. RefSeq names its product SEC31 homolog A, COPII coat complex component (gene SEC31A). The record is from RefSeq and is a predicted model, not a curated record. NCBI's taxonomy places the organism in Eukaryota, Metazoa, Chordata, Mammalia, Afrosoricida, Tenrecidae. Gene Ontology annotation, cellular component: COPII vesicle coat; endoplasmic reticulum exit site. Gene Ontology annotation, molecular function: protein binding; structural molecule activity. Gene Ontology annotation, biological process: endoplasmic reticulum to Golgi vesicle-mediated transport; COPII-coated vesicle cargo loading; intracellular protein transport. The transcript is spliced from 29 exons. The coding region runs from base 107 to 3898 and encodes 1263 amino acids.
ACGUGGAGGUGGCCCCGGGUCGGGGAGGAGGGGCGGCAGUGAGUGCCGGCCGAGUCGACGGGCGUCGUGCUAACGCAGGAACCGGUCGCCGAGUGUCCCCGCCAGGAUGAAGUUAAAGGAAGUAGAUCGCACAGCCAUGCAGGCAUGGAGCCCUGCUCAGAACCAUCCCAUUUACCUAGCUACAGGAACAUCUGCUCAGCAAUUGGAUGCAACAUUUAGUACCAACGCUUCCCUUGAGAUAUUUGAAUUAGACCUUUCUGAUCCAUCCUUGGAUAUGAAAUCUUGUGCCUCUUUCUCUUCUUCUCACAGGUACCACAAAUUGAUUUGGGGGCCUCAUAAGAUGGAUUCAAAAGGAAAUGUCUCUGGAGUUCUGAUUGCAGGUGGUGAAAACGGAAAUAUUAUUCUCUAUGAUCCCUCUAAAAUUAUUGCUGGAGACAAGGAAGUUAUGAUUGCCCAGAAUGACAAACAUACUGGCCCAGUGAGAGCCUUGGAUGUGAACAUUUUCCAGACCAAUCUUGUAGCGUCUGGCGCUAAUGAAUCUGAAAUCUAUAUUUGGGAUCUAAACAAUUUUGCAACUCCAAUGACACCAGGAGCCAAAACACAACCCCUAGAAGAUAUCAGCUGUAUUGCAUGGAACAGACAAGUUCAGCAUAUUUUAGCAUCAGCGAAUCCUAGUGGCCGGGCCACUGUGUGGGAUCUUAGGAAAAAUGAACCUGUCAUCAAAGUCAGUGAUCAUAGUAAUAGGAUGCAUUGCUCUGGAUUGGCGUGGCAUCCUGAUGUUGCUACCCAGAUGGUCCUUGCUUCUGAAGAUGACAGGUUACCUGUGAUCCAGAUGUGGGAUCUUCGGUUUGCUUCCUCUCCACUUCGUGUCCUUGAAAACCAUGCCAGGGGAGUUUUGGCAGUUGCUUGGAGCAUGGCAGAUCCUGAAUUGUUGCUGAGCUGUGGAAAAGAUGCUAAAAUUCUCUGCUCCAAUCCACACACAGGAGAGGUGUUAUAUGAACUUCCCACAAAUACCCAGUGGUGCUUCGAUAUUCAGUGGUGUCCGAGAAAUCCUGCUGUCUUAUCAGCUGCUUCCUUUGAUGGGCGUAUCAGUGUUUAUUCUAUCAUGGGCGGGAGCACUGAUGAAUUACGGCAAAAACAAGUGGACAAGCUGUCAUCAUCGUUUGGAAAUCUGGAUCCCUUUGGGACAGGACAAGUCCUUCCUCCAUUACAAAUACCACAGCAGAGUGCUCAGCACAGUAUAGUGCUGCCUCUCAAGAAGCCACCUAAGUGGAUCCGAAGGCCUGUUGGUGCUUCCUUUUCAUUUGGAGGCAAACUGGUUACCUUUGAGAAUGUCAAAGUGCUGUCUCAGCAGGGAGCUGAGCAGCUGCAGCACCAUCCUGUGUUCAUCAGCCAAGUUGUAACAGAAAAGGAAUUCCUCAGCAGGUCUGACCAACUUCAGCAGGUCGUACAGUCCCAAGGAUUUGUGACUUACUGUCAGAAAAAAAUUGAAGCUUCUCAAACUGAGUUUGAGAAAAAUGUGUGGUCAUUUUUGAAGGUAAACUUUGAGGAUGAUUCUCGCGGAAAAUACCUUGAACUUCUGGGAUACAGAAAAGAAAACCUAGGAAAAGAGAUUGCUUUGGCCUUGAACGAAGUGGAUGGGCCUGAUGUGGCUCUUAAAGACUCUGACCAAGUAGCACAGAGUGAUGGGGAGGAGAGCCCUGCUGCUGAAGAGCAGCUGUUGGGAGAGAGAAUUAAAGAAGAAAAACAAGAAUCUGAAUUUUUACCCUCAGCCGGAGGAACAUUUAAUAUUUCUGUCAGUGGAGACAUCGAUGGUUUAAUUACUCAGGCUCUGCUGACGGGUAAUUUUGAGAGUGCCGUUGACCUUUGUUUACAUGACAACCGCAUGGCAGAUGCCAUUAUAUUGGCCAUAGCAGGUGGACAAGAACUCUUGGCUCGAACCCAGAAAAAAUACUUUGCAAAAUCCCAAAGCAAAAUUACCAGGCUGAUCACUGCCGUGGUGAUGAAGAACUGGAAAGAGAUUGUUGAGUCUUGUGACCUUAAAAAUUGGAGAGAGGCUUUAGCUGCAGUGCUGACGUAUGCCAAACCAGAUGAAUUUUCAGCCCUCUGUGAUCAUUUGGGAGCCAGGCUUGAAAGUGAAGGUGACAGCCUCCUGCAGACUCAGGCAUGUCUCUGCUAUAUUUGUGCAGGGAAUGUAGAGAAAUUAGUUGCAUGUUGGACUAAAGCUCAAGAUGGAAACAACCCCUUAUCCCUUCAGGAUCUGAUUGAGAAAGUUGUCAUCCUACGAAAAGCUGUACAGCUCACUCAAACCGUGGACACGAAUACAGUAGGGGUGCUUUUGGCUGAGAAGAUGAGUCAGUAUGCCAGUUUGCUAGCAGCUCAGGGCAGUAUUGCUGCGGCCCUGGCUUUUCUUCCCGAAAACACUAACCAGGCAAAUAUUAUGCAGCUUCGUGAUAGACUUUGCAAAGCACAAGGAGAGCCUAUAACAAGACACGAAACACCCAAAACUCCUUAUGAGAGGCAGCAUCUGCCCAAGGGCAGGCCUGGACCAACUGCUGGCCACACACAGAUGCCAAGAGUUCCAACUCAACAGUACUAUCCUCAUGUUAGAAUUGCCCCUACUGUCACUACCUGGAGUAACAAAACUCCUACUGCCCUUCCCAGCCAUCCACCUGCAGCCUCUCCCUCUGACACACAGGGAGAAAAUCCUCCACCUCCAGGUUUCAUAAUGCCCGGAAGUGUUAAUCCAAGUGCUGUCCCUCAGCUGCCCACAUCGCCAGGUCAUAUGCACACCCAGGUACCACCUUAUCCUCAGCCACAGCCUUAUCAACCAACCCAACAGUAUUCAUUCGGAACAGGGGGGUCAGCAGUGUAUCGACCUCCGCAGCCUGUCGCUCCUCCUGCUUCAAACGCUUACCCUAACACCCCUUACAUAUCUUCUGCUCCUUCCUAUUCUGGGCAGUCUCAGCUCUAUGCAGCACAGCACCAGGCCUCUCCGCCUUCUUCCAGCCCUGCGGCUGCUUUCCCUCCUCCCCCUCCCUCUGGAGCGUCCUUCCAGCAUGGCGGACCAGGAGCUCCACCAUCAUCUUCAGCUUACGCACUACCUCCUGGAACAACAGGUACACUGCCUGAUGCCAGUGAGCUGCCUGCGUCCCAAAGAACAGAAAAUCACUCUCUCCAAGACCAGGCACCUAUGUUGGAAGGUCCUCAAAAUGGUUGGAAUGAUCCUCCAGCUUUGAACAGAGGACCUAAGAAGAAGAAGAUGCCUGAGAAUUUUAUGCCGCCUGUUCCCAUCACAUCACCAAUCAUGAACCCUUUGGGUGACUCCCAGUCACAGAUGCUGCAGCAACAACCUUCAGCUCCAGUUCCACUGUCAAACCAGGCUGCGUUGACACAGCCACAUCUUCCAGGUGGCCAACCCCUCCAUGGCAUACAGCAACCCCUUGGUCAACCAGGCAUGCCACCAUCUUUUUCAAAGCCUAAUAUUGAAGGCGCUCCGGGGGCGCCUAUUGGAAAUACCAUCCAGCAUGUACAAUCUUUGCCAACAGAGAAAAUUACCAAGAAACCCAUUCCAGAGGAGCACCUCAUUCUAAAGACCACCUUUGAGGAUCUUAUUCAGCGCUGCCUCUCUUCAGCCACAGAUCCUCAAACCAAGAGGAAGCUGGAUGAUGCCAGCAAACGUUUGGAGUUUCUAUAUGAUAAACUAAGGGAUCAGACAUUGUCCCCUACCAUCGUCAGUGGCUUGCACAGCAUCGCGAGGAGCAUUGACGCUCGGGACUACCCUGCAGGGCUGAACAUCCACACCCACAUAGUCAGCACCAGCAACUUCAGCGAGACCUCCGCCUUCAUGCCUGUUCUCAAGGUUGUCCUCACCCAGGCCAACAAGCUGGGUGUCUAAAAGGAUAACAUCACCCCCUGCCAAUAUGGCCAUUUCCAAAGAAAUAUGUUUAAAAUAUUAAGACAUGGACCAAGUAUCAGUCCUCACGCGGAUGCUCCCACAGCAGCCAGUCAAGAGCAUUUAUACUGUUUCUGCAGAUAUACUCACCUUACAGCUGUCCAGGGCCUGGUGCUCCUCCCCCCCGCCCCACCCAGUUUUAAUCUUCAGUUGCCCAUGAUGAUCUUCCUAUUCUGCAAAUAGUAUAUUUCCUGGAUUACACUUAGUAAGGUUUCCUAAAGUAUUCUGAUAAAAAUAGUUCUGUAAAUCACAGUAUGCUUUAUGGGAAGAGCAUCCGGUUGGUUAUGCUAAUAAGCAGAGCUAAAAUGAAAUUUCUUUCAGGUUCUCCCACCUCCCUCCAUGUCACACAGAUUAAAGGGCGUAAUCCUAUUUCAGUGUGUAUGUAGUCUCUACUUUUUUUUUUUUUUUAAAACAACUGCUUACAGCUUCAUGUAAUCCCCAAUUUUUUGUGGUUUAGGCUACACUCUGGUCCUGAUCAAAUAAUCAAAGAGCUGUGGAUAGAUUUUAGCAAAUCAGAGUCAAAACUGGCCCACCAGCUUUAAAUAGCUAUAGGAAAAGAUUGAACACUUUCAUUCUGUAGAAUACAUUGAACUUUGUUUUAAUAAAUGUUUUCAAUAUUC